Messenger RNA from Symbiodinium sp. CCMP2456, 768 nucleotides. Lineage: Eukaryota; Dinophyceae; Suessiales; Symbiodiniaceae. The record is from the annotation of a GenBank genome assembly.
AUGUCCGAAGGCCUCAUCUGUUGCACCGCUGCGCGGCCGGUCCGGUGGUUCACCUGGGAGGAUCCCUCCGAGACCGAGGCGCAGACCUUCGGUGAGGCCGUCCGCGGCUUGAUGGCACAGGCCCAGGCCAUGGGAGCGAAUGGAGUCCUGGGCGUGAAAUGGAUGCACGACGACAAUCGAUUUGUCUCCCAAGCGGUGGGCACCGCGGUCGUUCUUGGCAAGGAGCCCGGCAGCAGGAUUUUCGCCGAGCUUCCUCCUCCGGUACCGGCUGUUUGCUCCACGCUGCGGAGCCCUCCUGAAGGCUUCGCCAUCUCUUCGGUGUUGGGCGUUGUGGCCGCGGCAGCCCUAAGUCCGUACCGGGACUAUGGCCGCGGGGGAUACUCGCAGUAUAACCAGAGUAACCAGAGGACUGCCGCGGGUGAGCUCGCUGCACUCCAGCAGGCGACGGCCAAACUGCAGGCUGCCGCCACCUCCUUGGGAGCCCAUGGCGUCCUCGGAGUGAAGAUCGAGGCCCUGAGCGUGUGGAACUGCUCCCGCUUCAUGUGCGUGCUGAAGGGCACUGCCGUACGCCUCUCGCAGUUCCAGGAGGCGGUGGAUCAGAUCCCGUUUCUUGGCCUUCGCUUUGGUUGGCUUGCGUCGCGGUUGCCGAUAGCAGCAGCUUCCGGAGGCAGAAGGGAUCAGGGCAUCUUGGUGUCUCGUGAGAGGAAAUGUGAGAUGCUUCGCUCCUGCUGCUUCAUCCAGACAGGGCACGGACGAGAUGGAAACUAG